Molecule: messenger RNA, 1410 nt
Organism: Phragmites australis (common reed)
Lineage: Eukaryota; Viridiplantae; Streptophyta; Magnoliopsida; Poales; Poaceae
Product: haloacid dehalogenase-like hydrolase domain-containing protein At4g39970
Exons: 12
Coding region: 104-1078 (324 amino acids)
Molecular function (GO): hydrolase activity
Source: RefSeq, a predicted model, not a curated record
ACCAUUUCCCUCCUCUCGAAUUCGAUAAGAAAGAAACGAAGGCGAGAAGAGUUAGAUAAGCGGCCGUUCUUCAACCAAUCGUCGCGUCUUCUCCAUUCCAUCCAUGAUCCAUCCAAUGCCUCCGACUACGAUGGCUUCCACCUCCAUCGUCCUCCCCGCCGUCGCCUCCGCCUCCGCCUCCGCCGCCGCUCGCCGCCACCCCUUCUUCAGCCGCCGCAUCCCCUCCCGCGUCCCUGCCACGCGCCUCCGCCGCACGUCUGCGCGCCCGCUCGUCGUCGUCUCCGCCUCGGCCUCCACGCCCGCGUCGUCGUCGCUCGACGCCCUCAUCUUCGACUGCGACGGCGUCAUCCUGGAGUCGGAGCACCUCCACCGUCAGGCCUACAACGACGCCUUCGCGCACUUCGGGGUGCGCUGCCCGCCCGACUCCGCCGACCCGCUGUACUGGGACGAGGCCUUCUACGACGAGCUACAGAACCAAAUCGGCGGCGGGAAGCCCAAGAUGCGGUGGUACUUUGGGGAGAAUGGGUGGCCUUCUUCACAGAUCUUUGAGACACCACCUUCGACAGACUCCGAUAAGGAGAAGUUGGUUGACAUAAUUCAGGACUGGAAAACAGAGAGAUACAAAGAAAUAAUAAAAUCUGGAACUGUGGAUCCCAGACCUGGAGUUUUGCAGCUAAUGGAUGAAGUAAAGGGUGCGGGUAUCAAGCUUGCGGUUUGCUCUGCAGCAACUAAAAGUUCUGUCAUAAUGUGCCUCGAAAAUCUUAUUGGACUUGAGCGAUUUAAUGGACUGGAUUGCUUCCUCGCUGGAGAUGAUGUUAAACUAAAGAAGCCGGAUCCAACAAUAUAUAUUACAGCAGCAAAGAAAUUAGGUGUGGAAAGCAAGAACUGUCUUGUGGUGGAGGACAGUGUUAUUGGAUUACUAGCGGCAAAAGGAGCUGGGAUGUCAUGUAUAAUAACAUAUACACCUUCAACGGCUAGCCAAGAUUUCAAGGAUGCAAUUGCUACCUAUCCUGACCUUAGUAACGUGAGGCUUGAGGGCCUCAAGCUAUUGCUCCAGAAAUCUCUUGUUACUGGAUAGUGAAGUGUCUUGUUUUCCUCAAGAAAUACAUUGACAAAUUUUUUUCAUGCACUAUAAGCCAUGUGGCCGAUGAACGGUGGAAUACCAGGUGAAUCCAAGCAGUCAUCUUGGUCGGUGUUGGAUGCAGGAACACAUAUGAUUCUUCAGAUAUUAUGAUACUGCGAACCUUGUCCACGUUGUUGGUUGUUGUGCAUAGGAUGAUUCAUGCAACCAGCAGGCGGUCAACUAGAUAGUUACAACCGCUUAAACUAUUGUUGUCAGAGAGUGAAAUACAAUUGUCGAAAAUAUAUUGCCGUAAAUUAAAAAAAACGAAAUGUUCCUCGUGUACUAAA